This is a messenger RNA of Acanthoscelides obtectus, 210 nucleotides long. The record is from the annotation of a GenBank genome assembly. Lineage: Eukaryota; Metazoa; Arthropoda; Insecta; Coleoptera; Chrysomelidae.
AUGGGAUGCAAUGGAGGGCUCAUGACUACGCAUACGAUUACGUCCAAGACAAAGGAAUCCUCACAGAAAAUGAAUAUCCUUACGAGGGACUUACAGAAUGAUGCAAGCAAAAAGGAACAACCACAGGUCCAAUAUCAUGUGCUAUUGACGCCAGUUACCUGUCGAGUUCUAGUCUCGAAGGCAGCACAUGUGGCUGAGUGCGACAGGUAA